Prorocentrum cordatum is the source of this 5863-nucleotide messenger RNA. The record is from the annotation of a GenBank genome assembly. NCBI's taxonomy places the organism in Eukaryota, Dinophyceae, Prorocentrales, Prorocentraceae.
GACGGGCGAGAAGUCGAAGCAGGCCGCGACGGCCCUGCACUUGCGCUCGGGCCUGUCUGGUCCGGCCUACGAGGCCGUGCGCAAGCUCAAGCAUGACGAGCUGAUCGCCACUGACGAGUACGGCGAGUCCAAACCGGAUGGGCUCACUCUCUUUCUGACGACGCUGAAGAAGGAGGUUCAGGGCAUCGCGCCCGUCCGGAGCACCGAGAUCUUCGACAAGGCGCUGUAUGGCUCUUCGGUUUGGCGUGAUCGAAAUGAGUCUAUGGCUAAUUAUGUGACGAAGAGGCGAAAGGAGUUCGCCGAGUUGCAGGAGGUCAGCGCCAGCACGACGAUUUCGGAGGACAUCCAGGCCGCGCUGAUCCUCAGGUUCUGCGGUAUCAGUAUGAAGGAGCAGGCCGCGGUCCUCGCCUCCAACAAGAACGAGUACAAGCUCGCGGGCAUCGAGUACGCUCUGAGGGCGCAGUACCCAGCUGUACAUCGUCAUCAGGACCGACGCGCGGAUCGCCGAGAGCGGUCUGCCUACGCCUACGCCGCGUCGGACCAGGACGAGAACCCGCCGGAGUUCGACAACGUCUACUACGAGGACGAGGACGAGGACGGCUACUACCAGGGCGAGGAGGAGGAGUACGAGCACGGCGAGGACGACGAGUUCGACAUCGAGAACUACGUCGCGGAGAACCUCGACGAGCUCGGCCCCGAGGAGGCCGAGGCCCUCGCCCUCGUCUUGCAGAGUCGCAACAAGAUCUUCAACAAGAAGAGGCCGCCUAGGCGAGUGACUUCGAGCUUCCACGGUCGUGGCAAGACUGGUGGGAAGGGAGGCCGCCGUGGAGGCGGCAGGGGAUUGCCGAGCAGAUCGCCCGCGGGGCGAGGUGGCAGCAGCAGUUCGAGUAACGCUGCCCCCGGCUACGACGACCGGCAGCGCGACGCUCGCCGGCAGCACGUCGCCGACCUGAAGAAGAGGACCCAGUGCUCCGAUUGCCACCAGUUCGGGCACUGGCAGGGCGAUGAUGUUUGCCCUCGUCGGUCGGGCCGGAAGCCUACAUCGGCGUCUCCAGUCAAAAAGCCCGCUCAGAACUAUUUUACGCUCGAGGAGUACGGGGGCGACGACGACGGCAGCGCGCCGUCCGAGGUCUUCAUGAUUCUGAAGGGCGAGAUGGAGCACGCCUGCGAGCACGUGGCAGACGACGCCUGCGAGAAGGUCGUCCGCGGCGCCAACAAGACCACCAGGUACAUCACAUGCAAGGAGUGCGACCGCCACUUCACGCUCGCCCACCGCAACAAGGGGCGUGAGCUGUGGAGCUACUUCAUGACGGUCUUGAUGGGCACGAAGUGGGGCCGCUUCCUGUUUCACAAGGGGUUCGCGAAGCGGAUCGCCAUGGUGGUCGACGCCCUGAUGGUUCAGGGUCGCCUCCCAUCUACGUAUUCGAGGCAGGCGGCGGCGCCCGCGGCGCGACGCAUUGCCGGCAAGCAGCGGCUAUUCGGCCGGCAGGCUGCAGGAGGCGAUAAACCACGUGCAUCUACACCGGCGGCCGCUUCUGCGGCCAGUUCUACGAGGCCGAGUGCUACUGGAUCAGCAUCGGCCGCGCCACCUACGCCCGAGAAGCGCACCGUCAAGGUCGACCUGACCAAGGGCGACCCCGAGCCGAAGCCGGGACCGGAGCUGGCCUUCCUGUACGGCAUCCCGCUCCACCACAGCACCGAGCUGGUGGAGUUCCCGGAGCUCGAUGGCGUCGACCAGCUCAACCCGGUCCCGUACCCAGCGGAGGUCAUCAACUUCGGCGCGCACAAGGGGCGAACCUUCCAGGAUGCGGCGUCCGACCCGGCGCUCAUCUGGUAUAACAAGUGGGCUCUGGAUCAGGCCUUGGGCCCCGAGGCGGAGGGGAUCGACCCCCACUUGUACCGCUGCGCUUACUUCCUCUACGCCAUCGUGAAGAUCGCGCGUGGCAAGUUCAACGUUGCCCCGCAGCAGAUGAUCGACAGCGACAAGAGGAGGCUCACCACCGACAACGACUGGAUGGAGGUCAACGCCGGCGACUUCACCAUCCCGGUUCAGCCCAACAUCCAUCAGCCGGACGUCAUCUCCACCUACGAGUGCACGGUCAUGGUCGCCACUACCGGCGACGCCUUCUCGGCACGCGACAACGACGCCGACGCCAUGCUCGCCAUAAUCGACUUUCUCUGCACGCGCACCAUGCGCGGCGAGUCGUGGCGGGCAGCCUUCGAGCGUAAGCUCGCGAGGCGCGGUCUUCAGGUAGUGAAGACCCCGACCUCCCGCACAUUCAGAGGGGUCGGCGGCCGCGCGAGGAGCACCACGGCGGUUCGCUUUCCCGUGGGCAUCGGCGGGAAGUGCGGCGAGAUCUUGUCGUGUGAGGUGCCGGGCGACUGCCCGAUGCUGCUCAGCAGGGACAUGCUCACCAAGCUCGGGCUGAGCAUGCGGCUCUCCGCAGAGGGCGAUGUCGCCGACUUCGCCAACAUCGGCGUCUACAACCUGAAGCUCCACCACACCAAGGUGGGCCACCCGGCGGUCAACCUCCUUGACCUGCCGAACGAGAGCUACGAGACGGCCGAUUGGGCGGCGCUGACGGUGCCCGAGGACCACCACCUCGAGUACUUCCCCGAGCAAUUCCACGUCGGCAUCACCUCCAUCGAGGAGAGCUCUGCUGAGCCUCUCCCCAGCUUCCUGGACAUCGAGAUCGGCGAGACCACGGGCGACGAGUGCCUCCAGACGGUCGUCGACCACGACUACGGACCGGACGUCUUCGCCGCCGAGGCCAUCGAGUGGGGCGGCAAGCGCAACCUCACCAACAAGAAGUCCAAGAAGCUCGAGCACUCCCUGCAGGCCGUCGCCGUGCAGGACGAGGUGGUGCAGGCCGUCGUGGAGAAGCAUCCGUCGAGGGCCCGGCUGCCUGCCGGUGCCCGGACGUGGGUCAAGCAGACCUACGCCGGCCAGAUGGGCUUGACAGUGCUCAUGGCCGCGAUGGGCCUCUCGGUCGGCGUACCGCUGGACAAGCGCACGGGCUGGGGCGCUACCACCAGGCUGGGCAGGCAGAGGUACGACGCGGAGAUCACCAACGAGGAGCCGUACUGCCUCGUGGUCUCGCACCCCUGCUCGCCGUGGGGCAACUGGAGCAGAUUCAACAUGGCUCGUUGCCCGGAGUCCGAGAGGAAGAUCUUGGCCAAGCGCGAGGAGAACCGCCCUAUUCUCAGGCAGGUGGACUCCUCAGUGGACAGCCGAGUGCGGAGGGGCUUCCACGUGGCGCUGGAGCAUCCCCAGGGCUCCGAGGCUUUCGACCAGCCGGAGCUCAACCACAUCGUCGCCCGCAGCAUCGUACAGCAGGCCAUCGUCGACAACGCCACGGAGACCGACUGGCAGUUCCCAGCCGAGGACGGUCAGUACGUGUUCAACUACGCCAUCCAGCUGGACACCUUCCACGCCUACGACGCGGCCGGGUUCGCCUCCGAGGACGAGCUGCUCGCCAUGCACACCUACGUGAACCCGGACCUGCUGUCCCUCCGGUCGCUGAAGGGGGCCAGGCACUAUAUCGACAUCCGGGCCGACACGGCGGCAGCCUCGCCCGCCCCGAUGCCCAGGCAUCUCACGAAGUACCACGACAGGCAUCUCCAAUUAUUCAGGACCAUCUACCACAGCAGCGGGUCGAUCCUCCACAACCGGCACACGAAGUACCACAACAGGCAUCUCACGAAGUGCCACAACAGCAUUUAUUCCGAAGUUAAAGGUCAUUGGGUCGACCCUCGGGCAUCCCAGGCGGCACCUCCUGCGGAGGCUCGAGUUAAAGGUCAUUGGGUCGACCCUCGAGCAUCCCAGGAGGCUAUCGACAAGCCGGUGCCCCCAGACGACGAGAUGGGCGUGGGCCUGGAGCGCGGGGAGAAGCGCAGAGGCCUGCCGAUUACCCAGCUGGACAGAGCCAUGCGCGAUCCGGAGCGUCUGGAUCGGGGUUCUACCAAGAAGCCUCGCACCUUCCAGGGCUACGUGGAGGAGGAGUUCCGCGUCAUGGAGGACGCCCUCCACGAGGUGUUCUUCACCGGCGACUACAAGCCGGACCUGGCUGUCGCCUACGAGUGGCGUCGCACCGACUACGGCAUCAAGAAGUUCAUCGCCACGGACAUGCGCGGCCCUCGCUGGUCCAAGGUGCUUCGCCGCAUCACCAGGGACAUCAAGACGGGCAUCGUGAUCGAUGACAUCGACGUCAGAGGUCUUGCUCUUCGCGAUGCUCGCCUUCGCCGGCCUCUGCCUGGUGGCAUCACCGCGGUCGAGACCAUCUUCGUCCACGCCGACGAGGACGUGGGCACGAACGACGCCGUCGAGUUCGCCUACCUCACCAAGGGCGCGGUCCGCUCCGAGAUCAGACUUCAAGAUCUCGCCCCAGAGCAGAAGAAGGAGUUCGACCAGGCCAUGGCCAAGGAGUGGCGCAGCUGGACCGAGUUUCAGGCCGUCGAGGUGCUGAGCUCCAACCAGGCCAAGGAGCUCCUCGACAGGGGUGCCUCCCCGGUUGGGGCGCGCUGGGUUCACACGGACAAGAACGCCAAGAAGCGCAACCCCAAGCAGACCUACGACGACAUCCCGCUCGCUGCCAAGAGUCGGCUCGUCGUGCAGGGCUGCCAGGACGCGGGCAGGCAGUGGUGGCUGCGCCUGCGCGCCAUCCUCGUGGAGCAGGGUUGGCGCGAGCCCAUCUACGAGCCCUGCCUGUUCAUGCUCAGGGACAGCAUGGGCAAGCUCAUCGGCUUGCUGUGCGCGCACGUCGACGACCUCUUCGUCGCGGGCGCGGGCGAGCAGUUCGAGCGCGUGUUGGAUAUCAUUAAGGAUAAGAUCCACCUCUCCUUCCAGUCCGGCACGUUCAGGUACUGCGGCAAGACCUUCGACAUCAAGAUCGGCCAGGCCGCCACGGUCGAGGCGCUGGAGUACAUCUCCCUCGAGCCACACCGCCGGCGCAAGCCCAAUGCACCGCUCACCCCGGAGGAGAUCUCUGCCCUCCGUAGCGGUGUUGGGUCGCUUGGCUGGGUAGCGCGGCAGACGCGCCCUGAUCUGGCCGUCCACGCUUCGCUUGGGGCUCAGUCCAUGAGUGGUCCCAAGAUCCGCGACAUCGUCGCAGUGAACCGCGCCAUCAGGAUGGCCAAGGACGACGUCGACUUCAAGCUGGUGUUCUCGUCCAGCCUGGACUGGGACAGCGCGAUCGUGUUCGGCUGCGGUGACAGCAGCCACGGCAACGUCGACGACCUGACGCUGGGCGAGAAGGUCAAGUCGCAGUGCGGCUACGUCAUCGGCAUGGCGUCGCCCGACCUCGAGAUGGACACCGCCGCGAUCAUCCAUCCGCUGGAAUGGGCCAGUGCGACGAUCAAGCGAGUGGUUCGCGGGUCGCUCGCAGCUGAGUGCAACGGCUUCCUGACGACGGCCGAGAGCGCGGAGUUCCUCAAGCAUGUGAUCGCCGAGAUCUCCGACCCCGGCUACUCGUCCUACCAGUUCGACCCGUUCUUCGACGGCAAGCACCUGCUGCUGCUGACGGACGCGAACGGCCUCGUCACCUCCUUGGAGAAGGACGGUGGUCAGCCCGCUGAUAAGCGGGUGCGGAUUCUGAUGGCCCAGAUCCGCCAGCUGCUCGGCCAUGACGUGCUGAAGCAGGAGCGCGAGGGUGAUGACUGGAGGAUGCGUGUCAGGUGGAUCGACACGAAGUUGAUGAUCGCGGACGCCUUGCCGAAGGCCGAUGCUGAGAGGGGCUUCCUGCUCGAGCGGCUGACCGAGGGCCGCUGGUGCUUGGCCCAGACGGAGGAGAUGCUCGCUGCCAAGGCAGCGGCUGGUGAGGCGCGCCGUGCUCGCAAGGCCCGGCUAGGCGAUGCGGAGGGGUAG